Molecule: messenger RNA, 381 nt
Organism: Mesorhabditis spiculigera
Lineage: Eukaryota; Metazoa; Nematoda; Chromadorea; Rhabditida; Rhabditidae
Source: the annotation of a GenBank genome assembly
AUGCCGUUUUCGAUCGAAUCGGUGGACCGGGCCGUCGCCUCGAUAUCAAACUUCAAGGUGCCGCGGACCGAGGAAGACCCGGAAAUCAGCGUGCGUCAAGAAGACCUAAAGCGGUGCCUCAUCAAUUUUAAGGUUUCGCAGGCCGAGGAGGAGCGUCGGCUGGAAACCACAUCGAAACGCCUAGAAAACGAAAUCGCCGCCUCCAAAGAAUUCGUAGACCAGCUCGACCAAAGGAUUGCAUUGAAGGAAGAAGAUCUGGAACACAUCAAUCGGCUUCUGCGCGAUGCAGAGCAGGCGGGGGCCCAACAAGACUCGGCACUUCUGAAGAAGACGUAUGACGAAAUUGGGACCGAGUUUGGUGACGACACGGAAAACGAAAAC